Molecule: messenger RNA, 3700 nt
Organism: Hydractinia symbiolongicarpus
Lineage: Eukaryota; Metazoa; Cnidaria; Hydrozoa; Anthoathecata; Hydractiniidae
Product: kelch-like protein diablo
Exons: 7
Coding region: 347-3532 (1061 amino acids)
Molecular function (GO): protein binding
Source: RefSeq, a predicted model, not a curated record
UCCAUAAAAUAAAUAAUUAAAACUUUAAAAUAAUGAAUAAAUAAUAAUAGAUCAAUAAAUAAAAAGUAAUAUCUAACAUGUAAUCACUCCUUCAAAUAGAAUCAUAGAAAACUCGAUUCAGUGUUUUUUUUCUCGUUAGUAACAUCAAUUGAUCAUUGACAUCAACUCGUUAUUGAAGCUUGCGACACGAAGAUAAGCUUAGUGCGAAGAAGAAAAAGAAAGAGAAAAAAAAAAAAGAAAAGAGAUUUAAAAAGAGGUGCAGAUUGAAAAAUGGUUGUUAAAAUAGAAAUAGAAGAAAACAUUGACAAACUGACCAGUUAAGUUGCGAUAUAAUCGAAUUGUUGGUAUGCCAGCAGAGCAAAUGUGGGAGCCACAUUAUACCUUGUACAAUAACAUUCAACAGGCCUCAAACAGAAAAGAAGCAAAUGGAUUAAAAACCCGAGAAGAGCUGCAAAAAAAAUCGGAUGAUAUAAAAAAUGAAAACCCUCCAAAAGCUGACAAAGCAGAAAACGCCUCGAACAAGCAUGAGACUAAAAAACACAAAAAACCAAAAUCACCGAAACGUAACAAUAAAAUUUUACCUUCAACAGACAAAAAAGAAAAGUCAAAACAAGAAUCUAACGUGUCCGAAAAAAAAUAUAAAAAUACUCCGGCUGCUGUUAUGCCCGUUCAAAAUAAGGCGGAUGAAGUUAAACCAACGACUGAGAUAACUGACAAAAGGGCGGAACCACUUGCAGGUAAGCCUGAUGAGUCUGUAAAGAACAAUGAGACGAAAACAAACGCAGGAGAUAAAGUGAAAGCGACAGAGGAAAAGAAAGAGGGAAAGAAAACAGGCAAGGAUGAAAAUGAUAGCUCUGAAAAGAAAGCGAGCGUGCCAACCAGUGCGAAAAAAGAACCAAAAGAGAGUAAGCCGAAUGUUUCGAACUCUGGGAAUGUUAAAAGUAAUGACGCAAGAAACAUAAAAGAUCCCGAUAUAAAAAAUAAUGAAAAACUAACGGAACCGAAGAAAGAAAAAACGUCACCAGCUAAGACAAGUAAAAAUAAAGCUGACACAAAAAGCGAAAAGGCUAGCGAUACAAACCAUCAGAAAAAAAUUACGGAACCGGAAAAAGAAAAGUCGUCACCAAAUAAGAAUAAUAAAACUGAAACUAACAUAAAAAGUGGGAAGGCCAGCGAUGUAGAGAAUCAGAAAAAACUAACGGAACCGAAGGAAGAAAAAUCGGCAUCAGAUAAGAUAAUUAAAGCGUACACAAAAAGUGAAAAAGCAGACGAUUCGAAAAAAAGUACGGAACCGAAAGAAGAAAAAACAUCACUAGAUAAAACUGAAAUUAACAAAACAAAUCAAAAAGCCACUAAUGUGGACAAUCAGAAAAAAACAACGGAACAGAAAGUGUCAAAAUCGUCAACAUUCGUCGAUGAAACGAAUAAAACCAACGCCUCUAAUAAGCAUCUAACAGUGUCAACUCAAGGUAAGGAAACUAACACGCCUGGAAAAAUCGAUCAAAAGAAAGAUAAAGUAAUUAAAGAAAAGAAUUACACACAGACAACGAUCGGAAGUACUGAAAAAUGCAAAACAUCUCCUAGAAUGCAUUCAGCUAGAGUAAUAACCGUAAAAGAAGCAGAACCUUCAGAAAAAGUUGAAGCAAGUAAUAAUCUUCACUCUUCUUUAACUUGGGAAUCAUCGUAUACCCCUCCAACAAGAAAGGUGAGCUCCGCUCCUGUGAGAAUCACCUCAACAAACGCGCGAGGCGAAAAGCCGCUUUCGCCAACAAACACUGGACAAGGUGCAAAUGUGAUUUUAGUUAAACCAGCUCCCAAACCAAAACAAGUUUGGCUACAAGCAAACCAUAUUGUACCUCCUACUCCAGAGGGACCAAAAUUUCAACAGAAUGGCUCCAGUUUGACGUACACUCAUCCUGGUGUCCAAGAUGACAUGCUACAAAAACUGAACGCUCUUAGAACGACUGGUGAGCUCUGUGACGUUGUGAUUAAGGUUCAGGGUAUAGAAUUUAGAGCACAUAAAAUCGUUCUAUCGUCUUCUUGCGCAUAUUUUGCGGAACUGUUUAAAAACAUAAAAACCGUUCGCAUUGAUCGAUUAAUAUUAGAAGGUUUGACCGCGCAUUCUGUGGCAGCAAUGCUUGGUUAUUUUUACCUGGCUAAACUUAUAAUAGAUGCGGAAGAUAUUGAGGAGCUAAUAGAUGCUGCUUAUUACUUUAAGUCUUCAGAAGUUAUCCAACUAUGUACGGACUACCUUCAGUUAAAUUUGAACAUACAUAACUGUUAUAACUACUACAAAGUAUCAGCCAAACAUGAUAUCAAAGGUUUGCGCGCGAAGACGUUUCGUUUUCUUUGUUGGAACUUCAACUCGAUCGUAAAAGAACGACCCUUCUUAGAGAUCGAUGUGGAACACUUGAUCCAAGUGAUUUCCAGUUCGUCAGUAAAAGUGAAAAGUGAGGAAGAGGUUUACUCAGCUGUGUGGGAGUGGUAUCGUUAUAAUAUUGAGGACAGAAAAUUUCAUGUUCCCAAAGUAUGCAUUCACCUGCAUUUUGAAAUUAUGAGCCUCGAGUUUCUCGAAGAACGUGUUAAGAAAGAAAUGUACGUAGCAAGCGAGUUGUGCCGGAAAAAAGUGGAUGACGCAAUCAAUAUGAUAAAAAACAAAGUAGACAUUGAAAAUCUUAGUGCAUACAGACAGGCCUCCGACAAUGUAUAUAUAUUCGACGGCACAUCUGCGAAUUGCAAAAUAUUGGACUUGAAAACAUCUACGACGGAGGAUGCGCCUGAAUUCCUUUUACCGGCUUUAAUAAACAACGAAUAUCACGUGACUAUAAAGGCUGGUAAAAACCUCUACACUUUAUCCAAACAGUCAGUGUUAUUGUUUGAUAGUAGCAGGUUGCAAUGGGAUCAAGUAUGUGAAGGUAUUUCAAUUGAAGAUUCUGCAGUUUGUAGCUCAAAGAAAUCAAUUUUUGUCGUCGGUGGAAAAACAAAUGGAAAACAACUUUGGGAACUGGAUACCAAUACCCUAAAAUGGAAUCGAUUGCCCGACAUGAAACAUGAUCGGAAAUCUCCCGCUGCAGCAGUUAUGGGAAACACGAAGCCAAGAAUCUUCGUAGCAGGUGGUUACUCAGUCACCAAAACAACUGUGUUAAACACAAUGGAAUGUUACCAUGUUACUGAUAAACAAUGGAAACCAAUCAAGAACACAAUGUGCAUGCCUCGUUUUCAGGCCUCAAUGAUAGUGAAAAAUGAUAAAGUAUAUGUUGUAGGGGGGAAAAACAUGGAGAAGAGUUGGGAUUCUGCAGAAUGCUAUGACAGAGCAACAGAAAAGUGGAAGUUAUGUGAUGGCGAGCUAACAGAACGAAAAUUAAGAAGCCCUUUAAUAAAUUUCGAAGGAAAGAUAUACUCCAUAGGCGGUCAAGAAUGUACCUCGAUUGAGGUUCUGGAGGACGCUGGUAAAUCAAGCAAAUGGAAGUACAUUGGUUCGCUCGAUGAUUCAAACAAAGAGAUGCAAUGUGUGGCGUACCAACCGAUAUGACAAGUCUGUUAUUCAUAUCAAUUUGAACUUGACCGCUCAAAUUAAAAAGAUCGACGCCUUUUUUGUUUUUAGAACUCAAGAGAAAAAACACCGUAGGUUUGACCUUGUAUUUAUGUUCCUCUGAAAAAGGAAGUUAAUAAAGAGAAUAUAUUUAUAUAUUAAAAAACA